GCAGAGAGUCGUCGGGAUCGGAUGCCAGCAAUUCGCUCUCCGAUGCUGCGAUGGACAUCUCAUCCUCAUCACGCAUCGUGUCUGACUGCGUGAAGGAGGACACUGACGGUGUGGCACCGCCAGCUGGGGAACAAUGAGGCGAGCGAGACGGGGUGCGAGCGGUCCGCGAGCACUUGGCUGACGGAUUAGCGCUUGCAGAAAUCCCCAUAUCACCCUCGCCGCUCGCCUUGGCGAACGGAAUGGCCUUAGCCAUCCUCGUCACAGCCCGGGAAGCAUGCGAUGUGGUGGCUGAUUCUCGGGAGAAAACAGCCACCCGUGACCGCAACGUCUCUAUGACCAUCUGCCCGCAGUGCGGGCAAGAUGAGUCCACGAAGGCUGUCUCAGCGUGUUGGACCCCCAAACACCUGACACAGACAUCGUGAUUGUCCCCAUCCUCGAUGAGGACACUGCACCCAAGAGAACAGCGGGACAUGCCACGCUGGAGAAAUUAGCUCUUUAGAAUGCAGACGGUGAGUCACCGUCUGCAGGCUCGAACACCUCUGGAACCGCCGAGACGCCCAGGGGAAGUCGCUGCAGGAAGGGACAGUCCGCUGCACCACGUCGUAGAACCGGCAAUGUAGAGCUUUUGCUAAGCAGCAAGAGAAGAUCUUCAUAACCGAAGGCUCCGAAGAACAAAAGCUGUGGGAACAAAGUUGCUCUAUAGAGGAAGUCAAUUGCCUGUCUUUGGUAACUGGUCCUCAGAAGUCCCUCAUCGAGAGCCUACAGCAGUACUUUGUAACAUCUCAGUUAGAGUGCCGCUGUGACAAGUGCAAGGGGACCCAAGCCUCUGAAAGUGUGGAGAUCCAGACGCUCCCAGGGUCCUGGUUCUUCUCAUGAUGAGGUUUGACAUGUUCACAGCGAUAAAGAUCAAAGGCCGUCUGGCAGUGCCUGAAGAGCUCAGUCUGGCCAGCUUCACAGGGUCAGACAGCUGUGAGCAGGCAGCAGAUUUAUACAGCAAGGAAGCUACCCAGCAGGCACAUAUCAAAACAAAUGCAAAACAACAGCAGGCCGACGCAUCCUAUAAGCUCAGCGGGGUUGUGUCUCAUUAUGGUUCAAGUCUGCAUUCUGGUCACUACGUCAACAACAUUCUUGAUCCUUGUGGAGCUGAAUGGCUUAGCUGUGAUGACAACACUGUGAAAUCCGUCAUGUGGUCAAAAGCAUUCAACAAUCAUGGAUACAUGUUUUUCUAUUUGAAGAGCUGAAGAAAAGAAACAGCUCCAUAAUUUCAGAUCUUUUAUAGGUGAGUAUUUUGUCUCAGAAACAACUGACAGAACAAGUACAAUUGUAAAUGUACGAUCUCAGGCAGCUGCUUAUGUUUCAGCAUCAGCUAUUUAGACCCUUUUCACACUUCCACCUUUAACCAAUGAUGACGUCCUUCACAUCCGGAAGGGUCACAUUUAUGAAAAGGGUCGAUUACUUCUGAAGAACAGCUGCAAUGCUCUACAACAAAGAAUUAUUUUAUUAUUAUCUACAAAACAUUUGUCAGGAUUUAGGCCCCAUCAUAACACAGAAACAGUGCUUGUUAAAAUUACAAAUGACUUACUCCUAGUAUUAGAUCAACUAUUAGUUCUUACUGCUGUGUUCAACACAAUGUGCCUUUUAAUGACACAAAAUGCUGUGAGGAAUGAUGACACAAGCAAAAGUUCCUAAUAUUUUCAUAUUAAAAGAAAGAUGUUAAUGACAAUUAAACAUUUGAAUUGAUUCGGAUGAACCAAUGUUUCAAUGAGUCAUUCCUCGUUCUUGAAUGAAUCAGCCGAUUUGAAGUUUUUUUGUGUGAACUAUCCUUUUAAAGACACGUCACUUUAGCCAAGCUUUCACUUGCAUCUCAAUCCCUGUGUUCCAGUUAUAUCAGGUCAAACACAAAUGAUUACUUUGGCCUGAAAUAAAAUGUUAUGAACAGCAGCUACGCUAAUUUUUCUCUCUUCUGUUCCUACCUUGGGAUGCCCAUCCUGAGGUAACUAGAGACAAUGACGGCUCAAGUUUAGAUCCAGCCUACUGUGAAGACUUCAGGUGACUCAACACUUGUGAAGAGAUGACAUCAAUCCAUGCAAGGACAUCAGAAACAUCAGCUGGAUCUGGAUCGUCAAUUUAAAAAAGUCCUACAAAAGGUUAUUCAUAGAGAUGCCAUAGAACUAUUUUCUACUACAAAGGACCUUUUGUGAAACAGAAAGCUUCUUUGGAUGAUUGAGAAAAGAAAAAGAAAAGAAAAAG
Messenger RNA from Triplophysa rosa, 2250 nucleotides. RefSeq names its product ubiquitin hydrolase B-like. Gene Ontology annotation, molecular function: cysteine-type deubiquitinase activity. The transcript has 8 exons. The record is from RefSeq and is a predicted model, not a curated record. NCBI's taxonomy places the organism in Eukaryota, Metazoa, Chordata, Actinopteri, Cypriniformes, Nemacheilidae. The coding region runs from base 873 to 1241 and encodes 122 amino acids. Gene Ontology annotation, biological process: protein deubiquitination.